CUACAGAAUUGAAAACCAGUAUUGCUGGUAUAUAUCCAAAGACUAACACUGCAACAGUUACAUGGACCCUACCAUCCAAUAGUCAAUUUAUAUCCAGUAUUAGUAUAGAAGUAAAUGGUAUUAUAAAUAAAACUAGUAUAAAUAACACUGCUACAUCUAGUGAAGUAACUGGUUUACAACCUGGUACUAUGUACAGUAUUAAAGUUAUAUCUAUAGUUAAUACUGAUAGAUAUCAAAAUUACGAAGUUAAAUCAGAGGCAGUACCAACCACAACAAAACAACCACCUGGUAGUAGUUGUAACAUGGGUGACACACAGCCAUGUACUGGUAAUUUAACAUGUAAUAAUAAAUAUGAUAAUUUAUUUUAUAGAACAACCACCUGGUAG
Messenger RNA from Lottia gigantea (owl limpet), 386 nucleotides. RefSeq lists its product as hypothetical. The record is from RefSeq and is a predicted model, not a curated record. The transcript is spliced from 2 exons. Lineage: Eukaryota; Metazoa; Mollusca; Gastropoda; Lottiidae. Gene Ontology annotation, molecular function: protein binding. The annotation marks the transcript as partial.